Molecule: messenger RNA, 2262 nt
Organism: Parnassius apollo (apollo)
Lineage: Eukaryota; Metazoa; Arthropoda; Insecta; Lepidoptera; Papilionidae
Source: the annotation of a GenBank genome assembly
AUGAAUAUUGGAGCAGUAACUGGAGAUGUAACUGAGGAGGUGACGCUCAUUGCUGAUGAAUUAAGUCGGGCUGUCGAGCUCACACUCAAUCCUGCUGUAUCACAUGAUGCUCGAAACCAAGCCUACAAUGCGUGUGAAAGCUUUAAAGAGAACUCUCCAUGGUGUGCUCAAGCAGGAUUGCUUCUGGCUAGCGGUAAUCAAUACUCAGCAGUUGUGAAGCAUUUUGGUCUACAGUUGAUGGAACACACUGUCAAGUACAGAUGGACACAAAUAACACAGGCUGAGAAAAUAUUUAUUAAGGAGAGUGCUAUGAAACUUCUGUACAUGGGCGGAUGGGAGACGGGGCACCUAAACGACGCACUAGCUCGGGUUAUAGUAGAAAUGAUCAAGCGUGAGUGGCCACAGCAGUGGCCCACACUACUCGCAGAGCUUAGUGAUGCAUGCGCUCGUGGACAUCUGCACACACAGAUCGUGCUACAUGUGUUUUUGCGUCUUGUUGAAGAUGUUGCCACAUUACAGACACUGGAACAGCAUCAACGCCGCAAAGACAUUUAUCAAGCACUAACGAGUAACAUGGCGGAGAUAUUCGCAUUUUUCAUGCGUCUGAUCGAGCUCCAUGUUCAAGAGUUUCGAGAGAAGACUGCCGCGGGGGACUAUGGAGCAGCCGCUAGCAAUGGACGUGUUGUACAGGUCGUAUUACUAACUCUGACGGGUUUCGUGGAGUGGGUAUCAACAAAUCACGUGGUAAUGAAUGAUGGUCGCUUACUGCAGAUAUUAUGCAUUUUAUUGCAAGAUGAUGUGUUCCAGUUGCCAGCUGCAGAAUGUCUACUGCAAGUUGUCAAUAGGAAAGGCUCUACUAAGGAGCGUAAACCGUUAAUGAUAUUAUUUAGUGAAGAUGCAGUUACAUGCAUCCACCGUGCAGCGCUCGCUAGUAUCGCCACUGUGGAUGAGAAACAGUACUUGUUCCUGAAGAAACUCUCACAGGUUUUAGCAGGCUUAGCACAACAACUAACUACAUUAUGGAGCAAUGCCACAAAUGUUGACGCUUGGCUGCCUGUGCUGUUGGAGACUAUGCUGCUACUUACUUCUCAUCCAUCGCUCACCCUGGCCCACACCGCUAAUUCGGUCUGGUUAGCCUUUUUGAAACAUGACCAGAUAUCCAAAUUGCCACAUAUAUUGGCAGUAGUACCCAGAUGGCUACAGGCUGCUGCUCCUAAAGUUUUGAAGGUGUCAUACCCAUCGUCUCGCAAUAACAAUGUAUCUGACGCUGUCGCAUACGCCUGUAUGGACUACGAUAGUGAACAGGAGUUUGCAAUAUUCUUCAGCCGCAGUCGGACAGAAAUAUUAGAUAGCUUCAGGUAUUGCAUGAUGGCUGCGCCGUUAGUGACGUGGGCAUAUGUAGAGCAGUGGACACAGGCGGCUUUGGACAAAGUGGACUCCUGCCCACCAAAUAUAGAAGCUUCCCACCCGCUCCACGUGGAAUGGGAGGCGCUAUCUCAGGUGCUGGAUGUGGCGCUGUCGCGGCUGCUGCAGGCGGAGCCGCGGCCGUGCGUGGCGGCGGGGCUGCGCCUGCUGCAGCGCUGCGUGUGCUGCGAGCCGCGCGCGCCGCUGCUUCUCUCGCUGCUGCUCUCCUUUAUCUCCGCGCUCUUCGUCUUCCUCAGCUGCGCCAGCAGCCAGCUGGCCGGUCCGGGCGUUGGUGUAGCUGGAGCUGAUCUGCUGCUGCGUGUGUUGGACAAAAUAUUCGCGGCGCUGGUCUACGAAGGCUCACCGCAAGAGGACCGCCGAUCACGCUCCGUUAAAAAUGUGCGACGCCAUGCGGCUGGCUUGCUCGUCAAACUUGGUUCAAAGUAUCCGCUGCUGCUGCUGCCGGUGUUCGGGCGGCUGCACGAGCUGGUACGCGCGGCGCUUGCACGACCCGACCUCAGCGCCGUGGAGAGCGUCACGCUGCAGGAGGCGCUGCUGCUCGUCUCCAACCACUUCUGCUGCUACGAGCGCCAGAGCGCGCUCGUCGCACAGGUGCUGGGCGACUGCAGCGCGCGCUGGGCGGCGCUGGGCCCCCACGUGUCGUCGGCGGCCGCACUGGCGCGGCUCGUGGGGCUGGACGUGGCGCCGACGGGGCCGGGGGAAGGGGAUGACGAGCACGGCCGCGCGCGCCGCACGCUGCUGCACGCGCUCGCUUUGCUGCUCGGCGUCGUCAAGCGCACGCACGUGCCAGCCGACCCCGACAAAAUACUUAAGAAAGUGAGUAUAGAGCAGGGCUGA